AUGGAACGCCCGUUUCUCCACGCUGCUGCGGUUUUAGUUUUAUGUUUUAAAUAUAUUAUUGCCGAUCGCGGUGACUAUAUUGGCUGCUAUAGAUUUAAAGACGAUGUACUAAAUACACAUACUAGACAGUCUGUAGACGUUUGCUUAUCUGCUUGCGAACAAGUUUAUUAUAAAUUUGCACUCAUUGGGAACGAAUCAACUUGUUUCUGUGCCAAUGGUCCUGGACAGUUUAAGUUAGACUUAGAGUCCUGUAAUACUCCAUGUCCCAAAAAUGAAACGCAAAAAUGUGGUGGAGAUAAUGCUGCUAGUGUCUAUGACACUGAAGUGACCGUGCCUGGCCCUCCAAUGUCUAUCGAAAUCUUUAACAUUACUGAAACUACUGUGCGAGUUAAAUGGACUGCUCCACAAGCUUUUACAAAAAUUACUGGAUACAUAAUUAGAGCCAUUAUUUUAGAAACAUAUGCAGAAUUCAUUUUACUUCCUGUAGAAUGGUAUGUUUCUAAUUCUACAUUUGAAUCUGAACUACCAAAUCUUCAGCCAGGUUCUACAUAUAACAUCAGUGUAGCUGCAACCUUCUAUGAAGAGGAAGGAGCAAAAAUCACAACAAAAUUUGAAACAAUUAUUGGCACACCUGAUCCUAGCCCCCCAGAUAUUGAAAUGAAAGAAAGACAUGGUGAUGAAAUGUUAGUUCACAUUCCUGAAGCUAAAAACUUUAAUGGCCCUGUAUCCAUGUACAGAAUUGUAGUCUCCAUUGAGCUUUAUCAGCAAGGAUUUAUUAUAGAAAAUUUAGGCAACCACACAUAUGCUCAUGAUCAGGGCCUCCCUUAUUACAUAGCAGCAGAAUUAGACCCAGAUGAAAUUAAGAAUGACUUCAUAAUUGGAGACAGGCAUACAUACAAUGGGUUCUACAAUGCCCCCUUACCGUUGACAAAUGAUAUAGAAGUUUCUUUAGGGAUUGUCAGUGAAAAAAAUCAUGUAAAGAAAAUCAGAUAUGCAGAAUCAACUAAGAAAAUAAUAUUAAAUAUUAAUGAACCUGAAGUAGUUUCCCCUAUGGUGGUAGCUCUCGGAGCUGCCAUUGCAAUAGGAAUGGUAUUGCUCUUAAUAGGCAUUGGUUUAUUAAUUAUUUUACGAAAAAGAAUCCACAUGGUGCGUCUCCAAAGGGGCUCCCAAUCUAUGCCAUUAAGCCUAAGUGAACCUUGCAUGGAAAUUGAAAAUUCUGGAUUCCUACAAGAUGAAGAUGAAAGAGUUGAUUACUAUGGUAAUUUAAAACGUAAACUGUGGAAUAUCCCACGGAAUUUAAUAGAGAUUGAUAUCUCUUGUGUAGUUGGUCUAGGUAGCUAUGGAAAAUUCACAAGAGGCAAAGUGCAGCAGCAUGGUGCCCAUACUUCUGGCUUGGUUCAAGUCAUUAAUGAUAGAGAGCUGGAGAAACCUGACAAAAAACUGAUGCUCCAGGAGUUGGAUCUUCUAAUUAAGUCUAGUGAACAUGAGAAUAUAAUAUCCUUAAUAGGAAUUUGUGAGACUACAACCACUCUCUUGGUGGUCCUUCAGGAUAUAAAAAUUACGCUUAAAGAGUUACUUCUUCAAAGUAGGCAAAGAGAUCUCAAAAAUAAUAAAUUUUGUCUCAUUUCAGAAAAUAGAGCUCUUCAAACAUGUCUGGAAAUUGCUUGUGGAAUGGAGUAUUUGCAAAGUAAAAAGAUCGUGCACAAAAAAUUGACAUGUCGAAAUAUUGUGAUAGGUGAAAAUGGUAUUGCCAAAGUGGCUGGGUUUGGACUUUCUCAUAUCCGACCACUACAUGAGACUCCCGAUUAUACUCGGUGGACAUCACAUGAAAUGCUCCGGCACACUAGGUUUAAUCCUAAAGCAGAUAUAUGGUCUUUUGGUGUUCUUAUUUGGGAAGUAUUAACUAUAGGUGCUACUCCCUAUGGUCAUACAGGGAACAAGGAUGUUGCAGCACGAAUUUUGAGAGGCAUGAGACCUUCCCAACCGACUUAUGUGGGAGAUGAGCUCUUCCAACUAUGUUUACAAUGCUGGCAGGUAGACCCUGACGAGAGACCCAGUUUUUCAUCUCUACUAAAUGAAUUCACUCCAUUUGUAGAGGGACCUGGAACAAAGAGUUUAAGUUUUACUCAUUUUAAUGGUUUUAAUUAUGAACCACAUGUGCCACAGUUUGAAAUAGUUUCA
This is a messenger RNA of Brenthis ino (lesser marbled fritillary), 2181 nucleotides long. Lineage: Eukaryota; Metazoa; Arthropoda; Insecta; Lepidoptera; Nymphalidae. The record is from the annotation of a GenBank genome assembly.